AUGCCUGUAGAGAAUGAGCAAGUUGAAGCGGCGCCAGCUGCAGUACAUCUUUUUUCUAUGAACAUUCCAUUUCCAAAACCCUUAGAUUUGAAAGGUGACCUCGCCUUAAACUGGAAACAUUUCAAACGAGUGUGGGAAAAUUAUGAGAUCGCUACCGGGUUAAGGGAAAGAGAUUCCCAACUUCGGUGUGCAACAUUCCUCACUUGUUUAGGAUCAGAUGGGUUACAUGUUGUGGAUGGACUAAAAUUUGAUUCAGAUGAAGACAAAAAGAAUAUUGAUAAGGUUAUUACUGCACUUGACACUUACUGUGUAGGUCAAACCAACGUCAUAUAUGAGCGUUAUACAUUUAAUUGUAGAAAUCAGGAACAGUCAGAACUUAUAGAUGCAUAUGUUGCAGAAUUGCGUACACUAGUGAAAACAUGUAAAUUCGGAGACAUGGAGGAUGAGAUGAUAAGGGAUCGCAUUGUUAUCGGAGUUCGAGAUAACCAUACCCGUAAAAAGUUGUUACAGGAGAAGAAUCUAGACCUUCAGCGUUGCAUAGAUAUAUGCCGUUCGAAUGAGAAAUCUGAAUCUCAGCUCAAGUCUAUUGCAGAUGUUCACCAUGUCAAGGUCAAGCAGAAAAUGAAACCAGAUAAUCGUGGUAAGACUGAGAAACGUAGAGACACACAAUCCAUACCAACUAUUCAGUCAUGUCGAUACUGUGGGAGAACACAUCCGCGCAGUCGAGAGAAAUGCCCAGCGUUUGGACAGACUUGCAACUCGUGUGGUGAGCAGAACCAUUUCGAAAGGAAGUGUCCUAACAAAGAGCCUCCUAGAGCAAAACACCGUGAAAAACGUCGUGGUACAUGGAAUCGCAGAAAGUCACAAGUUCAUGAUAUAAAGACCCAUGAAAGCGACUCAUCUGAUGAACUCGUUCUCGUAAUUGAACAAGUGCACUCACUUUCAUCGAAACGUCAUACAGCUGUAAUGAAUAUCCAGGACAAAUAUGUGGAGUUCCAAUUGGACAAUGGAUCUACAGCUAAUAUCUUACCUGCUCAUGUGUACGUGCGUCUCACAACUGACAAGGAAUUUCAGAAUCUGAAGAAAACUGAUGUUACCCUACAGAUGUACAACAAAACUGAAACUAAAGCCUUGGGCACCAUCAGGAUGUCUGUUCGAAAUCCGUGCAAUCGAAAAAAGUACAAUCUAGAAUUCGUCAUUGUGCCAGGCAAAGAACUACAUUGUAUUUUGGGUAAACGAGCUAUUGAAGGAAUGGAACUUAUUACUGUGCAUACGGACAAAUUCCUCACAAAGACACAAGUUCAGAAUGACGUCAUUUCGCAGAUUGACAUUAAAGAAGAAAUUAAUGAGAAGUAUGCAAAUGUGUUCAAGGAUCUAGGAAAACUGGACGGUAAGCUACAUUUGGAGGUCAAGGACAGUGUGCGACCUGUACAGUUACCGCCUCGGAAAAUACCAUUAGCCUUGAAACCAAAAGUGAAAGAAGAGCUAAACAGACUGGAGAAAUUAGGUGUCAUUAAACCAGUAAACACACCGACUGACUGGGUAUCUGCCUUAGUGGUGGCUCCUAAACGCAAUGGUGACAUUCGCCUGUGUAUUGAUCCGAAACCACUCAACGAGGCAUUAAUGCGGAACCAUUACCCAACACCUACUAUUGAGGAUAUUUUACCUGACUUGCAUCAAGCUCGUAUUUUCUCCAUUGUUGACGCAAAAGAUGGGUUUUGGCACAUUGAGCUCGACAGUGAGAGCAGCUAUCUAACUACAUUUGCUACACCAUGGGGCAAAUAUCGCUGGUUGAGGAUGCCAUUUGGAAUCUCGGUAGCACCUGAGGAGUUCCAAAGGAGAAUGGACGACGCCUUAAGUGGUAUUCCAGGCAUCAGACCUAUACAUGAUGAUGUGCUAAUUUAUGGCUGUGGUGAGACAGACGAAGAAGCUGAAAGGGAUCAUGAUGUGAAAUUUCGAGCUCUAAUGCAGAGAUGCAUAGAGAAAAACAUAAGGCUUAACCAAAGUAAGAUGAAACUUAAGCUCACAUCAGUUACUUAUCUGGGAUAUGUGAUCAGCAAGGAUGGGUUAAGUGUUGACCCACAGAAACUCAAGGCGAUACAUGAGAUGCCUACCCCAGAAGACAAGGCAGGAAUUCAGAGAUUAUUGGGAAUGACAAAUUUUGUGCAACGUUUUGCACCGCAGUUGUCCGAGAUAACAAGUCCACUUCGAGAUCUUCUGAAAGCAGAGACUCACUUUGCAUGGGAUCCGGAUAUCCAUGGACAAGCAUUUGACAAGGUCAAGGACACAUUAUCUCGUGCACCUGUUCUCAAAUUUUUUGAUGCCAAGAAGAAACGGACUUUGCAGUGUGAUGCCUCUUCUACUGGACUAGGCGCAUGCCUUAUGCAAGAAAAUCAUCCUAUCGCAUAUGCUUCACGUUCGCUGACAGCCACAGAACAAAAUUAUGCACAGAUAGAAAAAGAGACUUUAGCCGCAGUGUUUGGCAUGGAACAUUUCGAGAAUUACACAUAUGGACGGCAUGUUAAUAUACAGUCUGACCAUAAACCCCUGGAAAUCAUUGUACGUAAAAACCUUCACAGUGCACCCAAGCGUCUUCAGCGAAUGCUAUUAAGACUGCAGAAAUUUGACUACAGCAUUGAGUACAAGAAGGGCACAGAGAUGUAUUUUGCUGACACCUUAAGUAGGGCCUAUCUUAUCACUGAUUCUGAUUCAGUUGAGGAGAACAUGCAUGACAUACACAGCAUCAACCACCGCACCUACUUAGCAAUAUCUGAGGAACGAUAUUCACAGAUAAAGGAAGCUACAGAAAGGGAUGACUCUCUACAGUUAUUGAAGAAGAUCAUACUUGAGGGAUGGCCUGACUCGUCAAAGGAAGUCCACCCUGAUAUACAAGUGUAUUUUCCAUUUAGAGAGGAGUUAGUCGUUCAGAAUGGUGUCAUCUAUAAGGCCGAGCGAGUUGUUGUACCUAAAUCUAUCACACAUAGUAUAGUACAGCGUAUACAUAACUCUCAUAUUGGUAUCCAAGGAUGUAUCCGUCGUGCCCAGGACUAUGUCUACUGGCCAAAUAUGUCGAAGGACAUUGAAUCGUACAUUGGUCAAUGUGCUGCAUGUAAUACUUACCAGGAUGAUCAACAGAAGGAACCUAUGAUCAGCCAUGAGAUUCCUGCUCGUCCGUGGCAAACCAUAGGAUGUGAUCUUUUUGAAUGUGAAGGCAAAGAUUACCUCAUACUCGCAGACUAUUAUUCAGAUUACUUUGAGGUGGAAAGACUUCAUAGUAAAACAGGAAGUUCGAUCAUUCGCAUGAUGAAAUCGCAAUUCGCACGUCAUGGAAUUCCAGAUCGAGUAAUAUCAGACAAUGGACCGCCAUUUGGAAGCCGGGAGUUUACAGAGUUCAGUAAAAGCUACGAAUUUGAGCACGUUACAUCAUCGCCCAGAUAUGCGCAAUCUAAUGGCAAGGCGGAGAACUCUGUAAAGAUUGCCAAACGACUUAUUCACAAGUGUAUAAUGGACGGAAAAGAUCCAUUCUUGGCGCUCCUGGAUCUACGCAAUACGCCUACUCAAGGAAUAGGCUACUCACCUGCACAACGAAUCUUUGGUAGACGCACUAAGACACUAUUACCAGUAGCGGAACAUCUACUCAGACCACGUUAUGCUGACCACACCAGGGAAAAACUCUUUGAACGCAAGGAACGUCAGACAUACUACUAUAAUCGAGGAGCUAAGGAACUAAAACCCUUAUCAGAAGGAGAUAUUGUUCGCAUCAGACCUACAGGAAAUGAAAAAGGAUGGAAAAAAGCAUUUGUUCAGGAACAGAGUGAUGUCAGAUCGUACAAAGUUAGAACUGAGGAUGGACGUGUAUACAGACGCAAUCGACGUCAUCUCCGAUUUAGUCGAGAACCAUUCCGUCCUGAUCAUGAAAAUUCAGAGCCUGAACCGCUGACUGACCAAUCACAGCACAAUGAUGAUCCAGUUCCUACAAUAGGCAGCAGUGAACCAAGUCCAGCUCCACCAAUAUCAGAACUACGCAAUACACUAGAUUCCGCACCUGUUCAGUGUCCAAAGCAACCAGUCUCUUCAAGUCCGGUGAAGACACGCAGUGGUCGUGUAGUUGUAAAACCAAUGCGUUAUCGUGAUGUGUAG
Molecule: messenger RNA, 4140 nt
Organism: Saccostrea cuccullata (small rock oyster)
Lineage: Eukaryota; Metazoa; Mollusca; Bivalvia; Ostreida; Ostreidae
Exons: 1
Coding region: 1-4140 (1379 amino acids)
Biological process (GO): DNA integration
Molecular function (GO): zinc ion binding; nucleic acid binding
Source: RefSeq, a predicted model, not a curated record